AUGAGCAAUCAAGGAGUAAUCGGAAAUAACGGGAAGGAGAAGCAAACUACGGGGCAAACGCUCGAAAUCGAGGAUGAGGAGAAAAGACAGGAUCGGAUGCAUGAACUGCUGAUGCGCCUGAACUCCUCAUCCGGCGCAAGGAGCACCUUCGCCAGUGACCUAAGAUUACCAAGGCUCGGCGAGGACACGCCGUUCGAAAUGCCACCUCCCUCUGAUCUCCUAUCUCGGGUCCAGUCGUUUCUCCCCCAGCUAGCCGCAUCGAAUGCAGAGCUUCUCCGUCGAGCGCAAGAGGACCCUAACAGCGUCGAUAUCGAAAACGUCGAGAACGAUGAGCGGUACAUCGAGAUGAAUCUGGGGCUAGGCGUCUUCGAACAACGCGGAGAGCCAGUACCGGGACAGACCUUCGAUGCCGAACUGCAAGAGUCGCACUCAUCGUCCUCCUCGAUAUCAUCUGAAUCCAGCGCUAGCUCAGACUCGGACUCGGACUCGAGCAGCUCCUCAUCGUCAAGCUCGGAUUCUGACUCAAGCUCAGACUCCAGCUCGGAGGAUGAAGCUAAGUCUGAUGUAGACAUGCACGACCCGGUGCCCCUUAGAAGACCGCUGAAGCCACUCCCGAAGCGGCAGAACCAUUCGCGCCCCAGGAUUGUUGUCUUGGACGAGCAGCCAUCUGCGGAUGCAAACGUAAAGAAAUGA
Molecule: messenger RNA, 693 nt
Organism: Laetiporus sulphureus 93-53
Lineage: Eukaryota; Fungi; Basidiomycota; Agaricomycetes; Polyporales; Laetiporaceae
Exons: 4
Coding region: 1-693 (230 amino acids)
Biological process (GO): box C/D snoRNP assembly
Molecular function (GO): box C/D methylation guide snoRNP complex binding
Source: RefSeq, a predicted model, not a curated record